AUUUGGUAAACAAAGACGCCACAGAAGGACUGUUUCUGCAAAAAAACAAUUUCAUUUUCCGAUCCAUUUCCUACCAAAUAUUGAAUAGAAAUGGCAACCAUCAUUUCUGGCACUCCCACUUCCUCAGUAACCCGCACGGAUCUCGUAUACAAGCCAUUGGCAGGGGUUCAAUCCUCACCUGUUCUUGCGUUGCCAGCAAUGGCGAAGAUGGGCGGGAGAGUGAGAUGUUCCAUGGAGGGGAAGCCUAGAAUAAUACAGGAAAGUGGAUCAAAGAUGGGGAUGGGUGCGUCACUGAUGGCGGCAGCCUGCGCAGCAACCAUGUCAAGCCCUGUGGCCAUGGCUCUGGUGGACGAGAGACUGAACACUGAGGGGACAGGUCUUCCCUUUGGUCUGAGCAACAACCUUCUGGGCUGGAUCCUGCUUGGUGUGUUUGGUCUCAUCUGGUCUUUCUAUACCAUUUACACAUCUACUCUUGAAGAGGAUGAGGAAUCGGGAUUGUCCCUCUAAUUCAGCCAAAGUUUUCUUUGAAGAAAUCGUAUGUAUAAAAAAGGUAGGAAGAGUUUUGGCCUUUCCUCUGCCCUGUACUAAAACUAAAACUACCUUAUGUGCUGUUGUAGUAAAACUGCCUUGUGUUUUCAAGUGUGUUUACUUGUUUCUUUGCUGUUUAUAAAAAAUGUUAUUAUUCUUCUUAAA
Carya illinoinensis is the source of this 693-nucleotide messenger RNA. RefSeq names its product photosystem II reaction center W protein, chloroplastic-like. The record is from RefSeq and is a predicted model, not a curated record. Gene Ontology annotation, cellular component: photosystem II; chloroplast. The coding region runs from base 91 to 507 and encodes 138 amino acids. The transcript has 2 exons. Gene Ontology annotation, biological process: photosynthesis. Lineage: Eukaryota; Viridiplantae; Streptophyta; Magnoliopsida; Fagales; Juglandaceae.